AUUUGUCAGUUGCGCGGAACGGAACAAGUUUUCAAUACAGACUGUGAUCACUGGACCCCCCGGGAUGUUAAGGAAUUACGACGUUGGGCAUAUGCCUACAAGAAUGCCUCAAUCCUUGGUGAGCAAAAGAAGAUCUGGGAGGAUCAUGGAGUUCGAUGGUCUUCCCUUUGGAUGUUGGAAUAUUGGGACCCCACAAGAAUGCUUGUAAUUGAUUCUAUGCACUGUAUUCUCGAAGGUCUCAUACAAUAUCACUGCCGACAUGUACUCCGUUUAGAUGGAUCCUGUGCCAAAAUCAGCUCCGAUGGCUUCAAGUAUGCUUUCGACUGGCCUUGGAUUCCAUAUGACGAUGAUCUUGUUCCGGGUGGGUGCAACAAGUUGUCCGAGAAACAUAUUCCCCGUGUGGCAAACAUCCAUCAAACGUUAUGUUUGGCUCUUGAAGGGGAGAAAGCUAUCACUCUAGAAGGAAUGUGGACACGUUUAGAAAAUAGUGCCCCUCGUGAUGCCUUACACUUUGUUGCACAUACUCUUUCACUGCCGACACAUCUAAAUGAUAUCAACGAACAGAUAUCUUCAAUUUAUAAUAAACGUUCACGAAAACGCUCUGCCGACAAAAACUCUCGUCAACUCAUCUUCCCUUUCACCAAAUCAGCAACCCAAAAAAAUCACUUUAUCGCCUUGUUACUGAACUGGAGAUUACAACAACCCUUCAGCUCUGACAUUUAUAUUCUUCCAACUGGAACGGCGGAAACUCUCGCUCAUAUUCGGCACGUCAUACAAGAGACUAUAACGCCAUCCUGGCUUAAUUCAGUUCCUAAGAACUAUGGGGACGCAAAGGCCGGGUCAAUCAAAGCUGAUGAAUGGUGCACUCUCAGCACAGUGUAUCUUCCAGUUGCUUUGAUCACACUCUGGGGCGAUGAUAAUGGCUGUGCCCCUACAGCUAGUGACGCUAAAUCUGCUUUGUUAGUGAAAGCUCUCAACCAUACAAUGGCAUUGUUUCAAGCA
Lentinula edodes (shiitake mushroom) is the source of this 1002-nucleotide messenger RNA. RefSeq lists its product as uncharacterized. The record is from RefSeq and is a predicted model, not a curated record. Lineage: Eukaryota; Fungi; Basidiomycota; Agaricomycetes; Agaricales; Omphalotaceae. The annotation marks the transcript as partial. The transcript is spliced from 2 exons.